UAGCGCUGUAAUUUCCUGUUCUGCUCAAAGGAAAAGAUAGUCAGGCCAUGGUAAUAUUUUACUAGAUUUUGUGGGUAUUUCUUAAGAGGGCCCUUUAACCAGGCCACUGCCCCAGUGACCUAGUCCAACAGUGCAAAGUGCAACCCUUGCUUCAUCCCUUCUUCAAAACACCACUGCAACGAGUGCAAUCUCCACGGAUAAUCUACCAUUAGCUAAACACAGAUGUCUGAAAACCAGUAACAAUAAUAAGCCUUUCUCCCACAUUGGAAAAGAACCUAAGAGAGAAGCAAAAUCCAGCCAUGUUGGAACUCUCACUCCCAAAGGGGUGUGUUUUACAGCUCUCCAGCCUGCACAGGAUUUGAGCUGUGACCACAGAAGGAAAGAGACGACUGGAUGUGUUCACGGUGACCUGUGUAGAGGUAGCCAUGACGAGGACUUCUACAUGUGCAUACCACUUCAUUCUUUGGAACUGGUACAUUUUCCUCAAUGUUUACAUCCCACAACUUGGAACUAUCUUUCAAGACGGUGCACAGACUAAAUACUUGACACUCUUCAAUCUGCUCUUGCAGGCUGUUUUCUUCGGGGUCGCAUGCCUGGAUGAUGUACUGAAAAGAAUCAAAGGGAGGAAAGACAUUAAGUUCAUCACUGCCUUCAGAGACCUGCUUUUCACCACCCUGGCUUUUCCUAUCUGCACUUUUGUAUUUUUGGCAUUCUGGACCAUAUUUCUCUAUGACCGAGAGCUUGUUUACCCCAAGUUCCUAGAUGGCAUGUUUCCAGUGUGGCUGAAUCACGCAAUGCACUCUUUCAUACUAUUAUUCUCACUGAUUGAAAUCAUCCUCAGACCUCAUCACUAUCCUUCGAGGAAGACAGGACUCACCCUGUUGGCUGUGAGCAGCGUUGGUUACAUCAGCAGGAUCCUAUGGCUGCACUCUAAGACGGGUCAGUGGGUGUAUCCCAUGCUGGCAAGACUCAGCCCUGUGGGCCUCACAGCCUUUUUCUUUCUCAGCUACAUCUCCGCUGCCAGCAUCUACCUGCUUGGAGAAAGGCUCAACCACUGGAAAUGGGGAGAUGCGCGGGAACUGCAUCCUAAUUUGUGCAGAAGAAAGGCAGAGUCACCUACGUUCCCCCACACCACUUGCUCACCUGCUUUUCUGUUCUAUUAAAAUGGAAAUGGUGCCUUCUGCCUGUUAGGUGACAGGAUGCUACCAAGGAUGAAAAUGGAAUAAUGGUGUGCUAGUUUCCAGCGACCAGGAAGGAAGAAAAUGCAAGAGUUUUUUCUUAUCUUUUAUUAUUAUUUCUUUUGGAAGGAGGUGGUGGAAUGACAUGAGAUAGUAGAAAGGCCCAAGGGUGAUAUUUAAAUUUAAUUAGAGGAUUAUAAAAGUAGCUUUAUUUGAAGAUUCUUAUUUUGUGAAAUGUUGAUGGUACACACCAAAAACAAUGCCUGAUGUCUCAGCAUUUUUUACCUGGGUCUGACUUCCCCAGAGGUGGUUUCUGGUCAAAAUCUAGCCAAAUACUGAGGAAAUUUACAUAAACUUGGUGUCUAGGAGAAUAUUUACAGAGAGAGAGAAACUCAGGAUUCUUCUGAGCAGGGUUGGUGAGGACCUAGAAAAGAAGUUAACUGCAUCAAAGUCAUGUCAAGAUCAAGACAAUAAUUUCAAUCUCUUAGGUCUCCUAACUCUGGGCCAUUUUUAAAAAUAACCUAACUUUCCUAAAAAUAACUAUUUAGUAAGCUAGUUACUUAGAUGUAUUUCUGAUCUAUUUUUUUCUUGAUUUAGAAAGAGAUGGACACUACUAUUUACCUGGAACAACAGCAAAUUAAUUGAGGCAAUAUUAAUUGAGAAGAUAUGUUAAAAAAUACUGGGAAAUCUGUCCUUUUUGAUAAUAAGCAUUUGGAUCAGAUAUGAACAGUGAACAUAAUGACAUUGUUAAAAUCUCUUCCUUUCAAAUAUUAAUUCCUGAAAUAAAAUUCGUACAUUAUA
Heterocephalus glaber (naked mole-rat) is the source of this 1979-nucleotide messenger RNA. RefSeq names its product androgen dependent TFPI regulating protein (gene Adtrp). NCBI's taxonomy places the organism in Eukaryota, Metazoa, Chordata, Mammalia, Rodentia, Bathyergidae. The record is from RefSeq and is a predicted model, not a curated record. Gene Ontology annotation, cellular component: membrane; endomembrane system.